AAACUCAGAAUGCAGAAAGUCCCAAGCAUCUUGUACAUCUGGUAUUAAUUGGUAUCUGUCCCAAUUAAUAGCAAUCAAAUCAUUAAUAAAUACAUCUAAAUUUCAUGGUGGGGGAACCCAGACUGGCCUGGGCCUGGAUUUCCUGACUCGUACACACUUGACCACUGCUUCGGGCAGCCGCGCUGUUGAUGGUGUGGCCCAAGUGGUAGUUGUGCUAACAGAUGGGCGCUCCCAGGAUGACGUGGCCGAGCCAGCUCAGGUGCUGUGGCUGGCAGGCGUGGAGGUGUUUGCAGUUGGAGUUCAGGAUGCAGUUGAUUCAGAGCUCAGGGACAUGGCUAGCAAGCCCCAUGACACUCAUGUGUUCAGUGUAGACUCUUUCCUGACUUUGCGGGAUAUAAUCCAAGAUUUAGUAGUGGGGCUUUGUGACGCAGUGACCCGGUCAGAGGGUGGUCCUGUGGCAAAUGAGGCCCCCGUGUCUGGAGGAGGGACAGCACAAGAUUCAGCUGACCUAGUACUCUUAAUUGAUGGAUCAGAGAACGUUGGAGCAGCAAACUUCCCCUUUGUGCGCAAUUUGGUUUUGAGAAUCAUUGAGCCCCUUGAUGUGGGCAGGGACACUUUUCGUGUGGCCUUGGCCCUGUACAACGGCAACCCACAGAUAAAGUUCUAUCUAAAUAGCUAUGACAGCAAAUCAUCAGUCCUGGAAGCGGUGAAGGGCCUUUCCUACUCAGGGGGUGAUGAAUCUAACCUGGGGAGGAAGUAG
Sander lucioperca (pikeperch) is the source of this 760-nucleotide messenger RNA. RefSeq names its product collagen alpha-1(XII) chain-like. The transcript is spliced from 2 exons. The record is from RefSeq and is a predicted model, not a curated record. The coding region runs from base 332 to 760 and encodes 142 amino acids. Lineage: Eukaryota; Metazoa; Chordata; Actinopteri; Perciformes; Percidae.